AUGCCAGAAAUUGCUUUCGAGGACAAGCGUCAUUUCUUCAUGACACUAUGCAAAGCAGCGCUGUUUUUCAAUCAGAACUCUCAAUUUAUCUCAAUGAUGCAGGAUAUGUUCACGACAAAUCAUUUACUGGCUCAGCAAGUUACUAGCGAAUUCAAUCAAUAUACUGAAGAAUUACUGAGUUUCGUAAACAGCUACAAUUCUAGUGAAAUCUUAACUUUGUCUAGAGUUAGAGCAGAUCCUGAUAGAAUAUACAUCGAUGGGUGCUGGGACAUCAUGCACAGUGGACAUUUCAAUGCAAUUCGUCAAGCCAAGAUGCUGGGCAAAAUUCUCGUUGUAGGAGUCCACAAUGAUGAUGAAAUAGUCAGAAAUAAAGGAAUGCCAGUAAUGACUAACCAAGAACGUUUAUCUAUGGUAAGAGCUUGCAAAUGGGUAGACGAAGUAGUAGAAAAUGCCCCUUAUAGCGCCACAGAAGGGUGGCUUGAUUCAUUAAACUGCCGCUACAUAGCCCAUGGAGAUGACAUCGCAAUAAACUCAGAAGGGGUUGACGCUUAUGCUCAGCUGAAAAAUGCUGGCAGGUUUAAAAUAAUUAAAAGGACUGAAGGAAUAUCGACAACCAUGAUAGUCGGUAAGCUUCUUCUUAUGACAGUCGAAAAUAAAGCAGCUUACUCAGAGCCUAUGAUAGCAACUGAUAUUAACUAUAAAUCAAAUUUCAUCGCCACCACCAGAAGGAUAUCAGAAUUCGCGAAUAGAACCAGAAGACCUGAAGGGAAAAUAAUUUAUGUGGACGGUUCUUUUGAUUUGUUUCAUAUUGGCCAUGUAGAAACGCUGAAAAAAGCUAAAGAGCUCGGCGAUUUUUUGAUUGUGGGAGUUCAUGAUGACUUGACUGUAAAUCAGCAUAAAGGCUCGAAUUAUCCUAUAAUGAAUUUGUAUGAAAGAGUUUUAAAUGUGCUAGCUGUGAAAUAUGUGGAUGAAGUAGUCAUUGCUGCUCCUUGGACCAUAACGGAAGAUCUGUUGAAAUCAUUGAAUAUUCAGAUGGUAGUACAAGGUUCUAUUUCGAAACUUGAUGUAGAACAUAGCCAGAGAAGAAAACAAAGCUUAGAGUAUAAUGAUGAAGAAGAUGACCCGUAUUUGCUGCCGAAAGCCUUGGGAAUUUAUCAAGAAGUGCAAAGCGAAAGUGAACUGGAGACGAAACAUAUAAUUUCAAGAAUCAUUGAAAAUAGACUCAAAGUUCUGAAUAAGUAUCAAAAAUCAAGCAAAAAGGAGCAAAGUUACUAUGAAAACGGGAAAACGUAUGUUGAAGAAUUAUAG
This is a messenger RNA of Blepharisma stoltei, 1308 nucleotides long. Lineage: Eukaryota; Ciliophora; Heterotrichea; Heterotrichida; Blepharismidae. The record is from the annotation of a GenBank genome assembly.